UGCAACUAUAUAUAUAUAUAUGUAUUAUGUAUAUUUAUAUAUAAAUAGAUGGUAUAUAUGCCAACCCACUUCUCCACUUUCGAUAAUAUAUCCUUCUUCCUGCUCUCUGCACAACAACACGCGCACAUCCAUUCUCAAGAACAACCACAGACUAAGAGGAAGGAUGGGCAACUGCAUAAGGCACGAGUCCCCAAUGCAGUGGGGCGGCGACAACUGGAGCUCUGCGGCCGGGGAUGAGGAAGAGGAGGAACUGGCAUACGGCCUCAAUAUGGCCAAGAGCCUAGAAUCCCAGUCGCCGGCCGCGGUAGAAAUGGUGAAGGUCAGGAUCACGAAGAGGCAGCUGGAGGAGCUGCUGGGAAAAGUGGACGUGAAGGAGCUGUCCGUACACCAGGCCGUGACCCAGCUGCUUAGCGCCGCAGCUGUCUCCCACCACCGGACGUGGCGACCAGCACUGCAAAGCAUCCCGGAGACUAAUUAGCAUCCGUUUCCCCACCACUGGCGGUGGCGGGGCGGGGACCCUGGGGCUGGGUGAGGACUGCUGCUGACCUGAUCCUAUGAUCUCCUGCAAAAUUCUUUUAUUCCAAGCUUAUUUUGGACGAAUUUGCUAAUCUUGUAAAGUUUGGGGAGUGAAGAGAAAGAAAUGUCGUUUAAAGGGGUCCCAGGGACAUUUUUCCAGCUAUUGUAAAUAUAAAAGGUUAAGGAAUGAGACCAAUUUUUGUUCCUAUC
Molecule: messenger RNA, 726 nt
Organism: Punica granatum (pomegranate)
Lineage: Eukaryota; Viridiplantae; Streptophyta; Magnoliopsida; Myrtales; Lythraceae
Source: RefSeq, a predicted model, not a curated record